UUCCUGGGCUUAAGAAUACUUCUCGCCCUGCCCCUCCGAGGCAGCUGUGACUGCCUUGAAGAUGAAAAGCUUCCAAACAUUCAGAACCUGGGAUUGAUCAACUGCCUGAGCGGUGGGUGGGAACCCAGCAGAAACACCUGAAAAAAAUGGCUGUAGGCCUUCGCCGAUGCUCUCCUCUCCUCUUGCUGCUGGGGCUGUGGGCGCCAGUGUGUCUGCUUGGCACUCAGCCUAAGGGUCUCACCAAGGCGCGCUGGUUUGAAAUUCAGCACAUACAGAUAAGCCCUCAGCAGUGCAACACGGCAAUGCGCGGUGUCAACAAUUACACCCAGCACUGCAAGCAGAAAAACACCUUUCUGCACGCAUCCUUCCAGAAUGUGGCCGCCGCCUGCGGUUUUCCCAACAUCACCUGCAAGAACGGGCGAAAGAACUGCCACGAGAGUGCCAGGCGUGUCGGCAUGAUUGACUGUGCGCACACCGGGGAAACCUAUCCCGACUGCCGCUACCGGAGCGCCCUGAAGCUCAAAUUCUUCGUUGUGGCCUGCGAACGCCCAAAGAAGGACGACCCCCCCUACCAGCUGGUUCCUGUGCACUUAGAUGAGAUUGUCUAAGGCUUAGGGCACUUUUCUUCUUUUUGACACAGGUUCGUUUACCAAUGUUUCCACUUCGUCUUUGGUUCCCACAGAAAAAGGAAGGCAUUGGAAGACUUAGAAAGCUUAAGCUAUCAGAGCAGAGUUAAGAGGCUGCAGGGGCUGUGAUGUAGUUCAAUAACUGAGUACCUGGGCACAAAGGUCCCUGGCUUCCAUCACCAGCUCCCCUGUGCCCCCAAAAAGAAGAAACAGGAUGUUUUUUUUUCUGCUCUGGGGUUAUUUCUCUUGAGGGAAGAAUGUAGGGAACAGACAAAGAGGGUCCAAGCAGCUGAACGAUUUUUCUGCAGUUUUUUGGGUCAAGCUUCAUUGUAUUCUGCUCAUAGAAAUAAAAUUAUUUUUACUGUUUCAGUGUAA
Mesocricetus auratus (golden hamster) is the source of this 1001-nucleotide messenger RNA. It is a transcript of the gene Rnase6, whose product is annotated as ribonuclease A family member k6. Gene Ontology annotation, biological process: innate immune response; antibacterial humoral response; defense response to Gram-negative bacterium. The record is from RefSeq and is a predicted model, not a curated record. NCBI's taxonomy places the organism in Eukaryota, Metazoa, Chordata, Mammalia, Rodentia, Cricetidae. Gene Ontology annotation, molecular function: nucleic acid binding; RNA nuclease activity. The transcript is spliced from 2 exons. Bases 147 to 608 code for a protein of 153 amino acids.